CCCUGGAGGACCCAGCUGGCCGUGUUUUGCCUGCACAUGUUUCCGGUGUGAGCAGCAUGGAAGAUCGGUUAGAAUUAGUGUGCGGGUGUUAUGAGCAGAUACUAUUCGGUUACCAACUGCAGCCAGCAGCGGAGCAAUGGACGGCCACUGCCAACUUCACAAAUCAUUCUCACACGGCUUCAUUAUCUGUAGUUGCUGUGAAUAAUAGAUAUGUUGCUACUGGAAGCAAAGAUGAAACAAUUCAAAUUUAUGACCUGAAGAAAAAGGUAGAGCACGGAGCUUUGCUACAUCACAAUGGUAGCGUUACGUGUCUGGAGUUCUAUGGCAAUACACACCUGUUAAGUGGAGCUGAAGAUGGAUUGCUUUGUGUGUGGAAUACUAAGAAGUGGGUGUGUCAACAGACUUUCAAAGCACACAAAGGUCAAGUUCUGUCUCUUUCAAUCCAUCCUUCUGGAAAAUUAGCCUUAUCUGUGGGUACAGACAAGACUUUAAGGACCUGGAAUCUUGUUGAAGGCCGAUCUGCAUUUAUAAAAAAUAUAAAGCAAAAUGCACAUAUAGUCCAGUGGUCUCCCAGUGGAGAAAAGUAUAUAGUAGUCAUACAGAACAAAGUGGAUGUGUACAAAGUUGAAACGGCUUCAGUUAUUGGCACAAUAAGCAAUCCCAAGAGGGUCUCUUCUGUGCGUUUUAUUACAGAUGCGCUACUGGCUGUAGCAGGAGAUGAGGAACUUAUUAGAAUCUAUGAUGUGGAAUCUCAGAAGUGCCUGUGUGAAUUUAAAGCCCAUGAGACAAGAGUGAAGAGUCUGUUUACUUUUAAACAUGAAGACUACCAUGUCCUUGCAUCUUCUUCAAGUGAUGGCUACGUUAGGCUGUGGAAGCUAAAUUUACCAGAGGUAAAUUCUGCACCAACGUUACUAUGUGAAGUUAGUACCUCAGCCAGACUGACCUGUCUUGCUGUAUGGCUAACAGAACUUGGCGACAGUAAAGAAAAACCAAGCACACAUACUGCUGCUGAGAAGGAUGAAUGUCCCCAAAAGAAAAGUAAAGUCCCUGAGGACAAAACUGAAAAAACUGACGCAGGAGAAGUCGGAAAAGUACAGAUAAACAAGAAGAGGAAACGUACAGAUAAACAAAAGAAAAAGAAUAAACAAAAUACGGACUGAGCUCAACAUUGAGCAUAUUGUAUUC
Messenger RNA from Nanorana parkeri, 1185 nucleotides. It is a transcript of the gene PAK1IP1, whose product is annotated as PAK1 interacting protein 1. The transcript is spliced from 10 exons. The coding region runs from base 57 to 1160 and encodes 367 amino acids. The record is from RefSeq and is a predicted model, not a curated record. Gene Ontology annotation, molecular function: protein binding. NCBI's taxonomy places the organism in Eukaryota, Metazoa, Chordata, Amphibia, Anura, Dicroglossidae.